GAAGCUGCCAUGAUGGUGGCUGUUCAAUGCAUUACUUAGUCAUGCAUCAUCAUCAUCUUCUCUAUAGUCGAGCCUCCCACACACGCAAAGAGGGCCGACGUGAUGUCUUCAAAACUUGUCACCGUGCUCCUACUGAUGACGUCCUGCUUGUUGGUGCCACCGGUACACAGCACCACAGGAGAGGUGGAGCCGCCAGAUUCCAAGAAGUAUACAUUUUUGUACUUCGUUUCCAUGAUUGGUGGCAGUCAUUAUCCAUCUCUGUCCAUGUCUGGUAAGGAGCUAGUGAGACAGGGUCACAGGGUGGUGUCGCUGUUCAGCAGCUCCAGCCCUCCCCAGAUGCACACGGCCGACGCCGACAUCUUCACCACGGUGGUAUACACCUCGUCCGUCACGCCGCACCAUCGGGCCGACGUCAUGGCCCAUCUCGGCAAGCUGUUCGCCACGGGCGUCCUGACGACCUUCUGGGGUCCGCUGAUCGCAGGCGUCAGGGGCGACAUCCCCGAUGAGCUAAGCACCGGAGACAUGUGGCUACGCGAGUGCGACGAUCUGUUGGGAGAUGCGGCAACCAUGAAGAGGCUCCGGGAAGAGAAAUUCGACAUGCUGGUUGCUGAUGGCUACAUCCCGUGCAUUCCGCUCCUGGCACAGGCUCUAAACAUUCCCUUCAUCUACAACUGUGCUGUUCACGCAGUUCCCUCCAAACACGGCAUGUGGGCGGGGUUACCAAUCGAUCCCUCCUACAUCCCGGAGCGUGUGCUCGGUCUCACAGACAGAAUGACAUUCAUCCAGCGUGUCCAAAACGUCCUGGCACACACCUACUACAAAUUCUGGCGGUUCUUGAAUGUCGGCUUCAGACGCUUCGACCAGUUGAAAGUCAAGUACAACAUCCGACCCGAGCUCAGCACCUAUGAAUCCAACAAGCAAGCGUCUCUCUAUAUGUUCGAUGGGAGCUUCGCCUUGGAGUUCCCGCGACCCAUGCAGCCAAAUACUAUUUACGUUCUGUUCACAGCCGGUUCGGCUCUAAAUAAAACGAUCGAAGCCGAUGUGGCUGAGUUUCUGGACACAGCUCCCAGCGGCGUGGCUUUGUUCUCACUAGGCACACACGUUGGAAGCAUGGAACGAGAAAAAGCCCAAGUCCUUGCCGACGGCUUGGCCUUGCUACCAGUCCGGGUGCUGUGGCAGACCUCAGCUCCCUUACCCGCCGGCCUCCGGCUGGCAGUCAACACUAAAGUCGUCCGGUGGCUGCCAAUGUCGCAGGUCAUGGAACAUCCGAACGUUAAAGUGUUAGUGAGUCACGGUGGAGGCUUCAGCAUGUACGAGGCGUUGUGGGCCGGACUGCCCAUGGUGGGCCUACCGUUCUUCGGAGAUCAGAUGGACAAUCUGGACCGGCUCGAAGACCGUGGGGUCGGCCUGCGGCUUGACAUCACCACUAUCACACCCGAUGUUUUGAACCAGACCAUCCACAAUGUCAUCACCGAUCCAAAAUUCCGUACCAACGCACGGCGUCUAUCCCUGAUAAUGCGAGACCUGCAGACCAUGUCGCCCCCAGUGAAGACGGCAGCCCACUGGAUCCUCCACGUCACCAAGUUCGGCGGUGAUCAUCUACGACCGGCCGUCCAAGACCUGAAUUACAUCCAGAGGAAUCUCAUAGAUGUCUACCUUUUCAUUUUGGCCGUCUUGGCUUUGAUCGUAUGGGUAAACCUUUCAUUGUGUUACUACUGCUGCAGAUGCAUGUGGGGCAGGGCAGGGAAAAACCAUCUAAAAAAGGACUAAUUAUUAUGCACGCGUAAAUGGAAAUUAUUGCUGGUAAAUCUUGUAAACAAUCGUUGUAAUUAUAUGUUAAAUAUAGGUCGCCUUUAUUGUAUUGCUGAUAUUUCAUAUAAAGUGAUAGUUAGUUUGCGAAAACACUAAAGUAAUUUACUUAGGCCGAAUUUGUUCCCGAGCGAAAUUUCUCAAAUGACGAUUUAAUGCAACUUUGAAAAUAGAAAAAAAAAAUUAUCGGAAGAAAUUAAAUGAUAUUACAGUGUAAGGUAAAAAUAUAGUUAACGAAUACAGAAUUUGUGUUUUGACCCCCAAAAUGACGAUUUGGGCCUCAUUAUUGUGAAUCAAGCUGCUUCAUUACACCGGCUAGUAUAGGUCACGCCCACCAAAUGGGUGACAAUAACAAGUGUUUUAACAUUGGAAGAUUUUCAUGUGUAAGCUUAUUUGAAAGCAUAAAGAACAAUGAAUGCAACAAAUACAAUUUUUCUGCAUUUUGUGCACCCCUUUUAAAAUAAAGCUCCGCCCCUCAAGUGGGCAAUUUUCAAAAUGGAUCCGUCUCGAAAUGUUAAUCCAAUGUCAACUUCAAAAUGGGAUAAAACCACUAUUAUAAACAACCCCUUCAUAAAUGUAGGCCACGCCCACAAAAUGGGCGGAAAAUAUGACAAUCGAAAAUGCUGGAAUGUUUUAUCUCAUGCCCAAGUUCAUUUCAAAAAAUGGAAAAAAGAAGAAAAAAAUAUGAUUAAUGUUAAAUACAGUUCUUCUGAGUUUUAUUCUUUGCAUGCAUCCCAAAUCGGCAGGAUCCAAGGUGGGCCCACCUCCUAAAAUGAUUCUAAGACUAUCUCGGCUCUGCAUAUAAAGUUUCAUGCUUUUUACCACAAUGUGUGCACAAUUUGUACAAAUGUAAUAAGCCUAUAUAUAUAUAGCUCCACUAUAUUACACAGAAUGUACGUGUGCCAUUUAUUGUAAACAAUGUAUAAUUGUAUAUGGAAUAAAUAUAAUCUUUAAAUCAUUCUUA
This is a messenger RNA of Patiria miniata (bat star), 2773 nucleotides long. RefSeq names its product UDP-glucuronosyltransferase 2B10-like. NCBI's taxonomy places the organism in Eukaryota, Metazoa, Echinodermata, Asteroidea, Valvatida, Asterinidae. The transcript is spliced from 6 exons. Gene Ontology annotation, molecular function: UDP-glycosyltransferase activity. The coding region runs from base 103 to 1770 and encodes 555 amino acids. The record is from RefSeq and is a predicted model, not a curated record.